AUGCGCGGCGAUUCCGGGUGACGUCACGGCCGGGGGCGUGACGUGCGGCGGCCGCGGCUGGUGGCCUGGGUCUCUCUUCUCAGUCUUCCUCCUCCUCCCUCUCCUGUUUCCCCCUCGGUGGCCCCGCCCCCCUCUCCAACUACGGGUCGCGGUUGGGGGCGGCCGGGUCGCUCUCGCCGCCCCCCUCCCCCUCCUCCGACUCUUCCCCCUCCUUCUCCGCGCGCUCCAAGAUGGCGGCGGUGAGCAGCGACGGAGACGCCGAGGGGGCCUCGCUCUUCAACGGGGACAUGGAGGCUGAGCUGCCGCCGCUGCCGCCACUACCACCGCUGCCGCCGCUCCCGCCUCUGCCCCCGCUGCCGCCCCUACCGCCGCUCCCGCCUCUGCCAGAGGGCUUCUCAGGAGAGGGAAGCGCCGCAGGGGGAGACCCGGCCGUGCCGGAGGAGGUAUGGAACAUCAAACAGAUGAUUAAAUUAACGCAGGAACACAUAGAGGCCCUACUGGAUAGGUUUGGAGGAGAACACAAUCCACCAUCCAUUUAUUUGGAGGCCUAUGAAGAAUACACCAGCAAACUAGAUGCACUACAGCAGAGGGAACAGCUGUUAUUGGAAUCCAUGGGGAAUGGAACCGAUAUCUCUGUCUCCAGUUCUGCUUCAACAGAAACUGUUGCAUCAUCAUCAUCAUCUAGUCUCUCUGUAGCACCUUCAUCUCUCUCAGUUUAUCAGAACCCUACAGAUUUGUCAAGGAAUAAUCCUAAAUCUCCACAGAAGCCUACUGUUAGAGUCUUCCUACCCAACAAACAGAGGACAGUGGUUCCAGCAAGAUGUGGGGUAACGGUCCGGGAGAGUUUAAAGAAAGCACUGAUGAUGCGAGGCCUAAUUCCAGAGUGCUGUGCUGUUUACCGAAUACAGGAUGGAGAGAAGAAACCAAUUGGAUGGGACACAGACAUUUCCUGGCUGACAGGAGAAGAAUUACAUGUGGAAGUUUUGGAGAAUGUGCCUCUUACAACACACAACUUUGUGAGAAAAACCUUCUUCACUUUAGCAUUCUGUGACUUCUGUCGAAAGCUGCUUUUUCAGGGAUUCCGUUGUCAGACUUGUGGAUAUAAAUUUCACCAGCGAUGUAGUACGGAGGUCCCACUGAUGUGUGUGAAUUAUGACCAGCUUGAUUUGCUGUUUGUCUCCAAGUUCUUUGAACACCGUCCAAUAUCACAGGAGGCAGCCUCCCUAGGAGAGUCCACCGCUUCAUGUGGAUCAUAUUCUUCAGUGGUCCCCUCAGAUUUGUCUGGGUCAACAGUUCUCCCUAGUCCUUCUCCUUCAAAAUCCAUUCCAAUACCCCAGCCUUUUCGACAAGGAGAUGAAGACCAUCGGAAUCAGUUUGGUCAACGAGACCGAUCUUCAUCUGCACCCAAUGUGCACAUCAAUACAAUAGAACCGGUCAACAUUGAUGACUUGAUUAGAGAUCAAGGGUUGCGAGGAGAGGGAGCCCCUAUGAACCAGCUGAUGCGCUGCCUUCGGAAAUACCAAUCCCGGACUCCCAGUCCCCUCCUCCAUUCUGUCCCCAGUGAGAUAGUGUUUGAUUUUGAGCCUGGCCCAGUGUUCAGAGGCUCAACCACGGGUUUGUCUGCUACACCACCUGCAUCUUUACCUGGCUCCCUCACCAAAGCAUUACAGAAAUCCCCUGGGCCUCAGCGAGAGAGGAAGUCCUCCUCAUCGUCGGACGAUAGGACCAGAAUGAAAACGCUUGGUCGGCGAGACUCAAGUGAUGACUGGGAGAUACCAGAUGGCCAGAUCACAGUUGGACAAAGGAUAGGAUCUGGAUCAUUUGGAACAGUCUUUAAGGGAAAAUGGCAUGGUGAUGUUGCAGUGAAGAUGUUGAAUGUUACAGCCCCUACCCCUCAACAGCUGCAGGCCUUUAAAAAUGAAGUAGGUGUACUCAGGAAAACACGACAUGUUAAUAUAUUACUUUUCAUGGGUUAUUCAACAAAGCCACAGUUAGCUAUAGUUACGCAGUGGUGUGAAGGCUCCAGUCUUUACCACCAUCUACACAUCAUAGAAACGAAAUUUGAGAUGAUCAAGCUGAUCGAUGUUGCACGGCAGACAGCACAAGGAAUGGAUUAUUUGCAUGCCAAGUCCAUCAUCCACCGAGACCUCAAGAGUAAUAAUAUAUUUCUUCACGAAGACCUCACAGUAAAAAUAGGUGACUUUGGUCUGGCAACAGUGAAAUCACGAUGGAGCGGGUCCCAUCAAUUUGAACAGUUGUCUGGAUCAAUUCUCUGGAUGGCACCAGAAGUAAUUAGGAUGCAAGAUAAAAACCCCUACAGCUUCCAAUCAGACGUCUAUGCAUUUGGGAUUGUUCUUUAUGAGCUGAUGACUGGGCAAUUACCAUAUUCUAACAUCAACAAUAGAGACCAGAUAAUUUUUAUGGUAGGGCGAGGCUACCUCUCUCCAGAUCUCAGCAAAGUAAGAAGUAAUUGUCCCAAAGCAAUGAAACGGCUAAUGGCAGAAUGCUUGAAAAAGAAGAGGGAUGAACGACCCCUCUUCCCACAGCUUCUUGCCUCUAUUGAGCUUCUGGCCCGGUCGUUGCCAAAAAUUCACCGCAGUGCAUCUGAGCCCUCCUUGAACCGGGCUGGUUUCCAGACAGAGGAUUUUAGCCUAUAUGCUUGCGCUUCUCCAAAAACACCCAUCCAGGCAGGGGGAUACGGCGAAUUUGCAGCGUUCAAGUAGCCACAGCAACAUUGGCAGCAAAUCCACCCUAUUAUUUUUAAAACCUUUGUCUUUCGAUAACUUCCAGACUCUGUUCUGUCCCUUCCAAACAAAGCAAUUUAUUGAAACGAAACCCGUAGACUUAAGAGCAGAGCAGAAUGCAGACCAAUCAACCCAUCUUUUGGUGGGAGGGGAAAGUCCUUUGUUGGGAACCGGAAAUCUUUUCUGCUGCCUCUGUGUUGACCUCCACCCUAAACACCAUGUGCAUUUGGAGAUCCUCUCCCCAGUGGCUGCCUGUACCGUUGGCAUCAUUCCCAGGAGAGCAGAGGGCCUGCACUUUGACUUUCUGGUGCUCUGGCAUGAUGAGAUUGGACCUUCUGCGUCAUUGGCUUGGGAUGGUCUGCUGGUUGGCUUUCUCCCUCUAACAAGGAAUCAUCAGAGGCUGAACAUCUGAUGAGACAGAGCUAAUCAACACAAUCAUCCUCUGGUUUGAUUUGAUUGAUUGAGACGUUUGUGUGUGCGUGUGUGUGUUUCUGAUGGGCUUUUUCUGAUCAGUGGGAUAAAUGCAGUAUCUCCUUUUCAACCAAAUGUGAUUGUUAGCUUUUUCAUUUUGAAAAAUAGAAACAAACUGCCAAAUUGGAGGAUAAAUGGGAAGUUAGGGGAAAGACUAAUAGGCCAGAAAAGGAGAUGCUGCACAAUCUCUUCCCCAGAAUUGCUUUUACCUAUUGAGAAUCACUCUUUUCCUCAUCUUUAAUUUUUGUUUUUUACUCCUUUUGAAGAGAGUUGAGAAGCUCUUUUCAUCAGUCCCAAAACAUUUUUUUUACAAAAUUGUAGCAGAAUUCUAAAUGUGUGGGUUUUCUUUUUCAUUUUGUGUUGAUACCAUUUUGAUUCUGUGUAUUUUAUGUGUGAACUUUUUGGGGAUACCCAGAAAGUCUAAUGCAGACUAUGAAUAACAAGUGUACCUAUUUUACAAGGUGCAAGAUAAUGUCAGGUACAUAAUAUUUCAUAAACAGAAGUUCUCAGGUUGAAUUGAAUUUGUUUAAACAAACAAAGCCCAAGCUGCAAAGCCCAAGCUGCAAAGCCCAAGCUGCAAGCCCCUCCAAGGAUUAGACAUUCCAAAAAGUGUGCUUAGAUACUUUUUUAAAAAGAGCUUUUAAUCAUGUUAACUUGGCUCCGUAGGCGUGCGUGUGCAUGUGUUAAUAUGCAGUAACUUGUCUUAAGUGGCAGUUUGCUGGUUUGGGAAUUUUGCUAUUGAAAUGUUACUUAACAGGAUCAACACUUGUUUCUUCUGUUGCCAUUUUCCUAUCCUCAGAUUUUCCAUAUACCUUCUUUUCUUUCCCUGUGUUUUGUAUUUUUGGCUUAAAGGUUAUGGUGAUCGCAUUUUGCUUUCUCUUUUUGCCUUGUCCUUAAUCCUAAUUUGCAAAAUGAUUCCCAGUUCUGAUUUUUCUCCAGUCAGAGCUAAGAAAACCUCGUAACACUAAGCUAUAUAUGUAGGCUAACAGAAUUAUCAGAUGUAGGCUAACAGAAUUAUCAAAUGCACUGAUUAACAUAGCACGAAUUUGCUCCCAGUUUGUUGGCAAAUUGGAUGCUAGUGAAGUGAAGCUCUAUAUCCCCAGAAGUCUUGGCAUUUAGUGCAUUUUAGCCCUGUUCCUGCUUCCUAUUCCAAGGCUGGGGAAAACCACCCCAAUAAAUGUGUGCUAUUCAAACCUCAUCACAUUGGAACAAUUAAUAUCAAAAUUCAGAGUCUGCACUGUGGUCGAUAAACACUUUGGCUCCAGUACAAGGUUUAAUUGUGCAAAAGAAAUAUAACUUGUCACGGAAUUUCUUUUUAAAAUAACAUGAGCUUCAUUUUACUAGGAUUGUUAGGUAUUGCUGAAAAUUACUAGCUCUUGCAGAUACUCAAGCAAUAGGGUAAUUGAAAGACUGUACAUUGAAACAUAAUCAUGGUAGUUGCAGUAAUGACAUUGCUGUGCACGGUUCGUGGGUGGCAUGGCGGACUUCCGUACACAAGUGCCAUUGAAGGGAGUAAAUUUAUGAGACUGUGAGUGUGCUCUGGAAUCAUUUGUCUUCACUUCAGUGACCAGUUGCUUUGGAGACUAUCCUGAAGGUUUGCAUAGAAAAACAAUAAUAAAGCAAUUUGGUUGCUACUUGAAAACUGAACCUAUGCUGAAUUCUAUAUCAUUACUAGGGAAGCACAACUUUCCUUUGCUGUUUUUGACAGAUUUGGUUAGAGCAGUAUAUCUUUUCUAAACACAGGCUCCUUUUCAAACUUGCACUAUCUUCUUAAUACCCCCACCCUCAGAACCAACAAAGAAUCUGUUCCAGACUUGACCUUACAUGAAUCCUUGCAUUUGCUACUGUGUGUGACUUGUUGGGAUGUGAUAAAUUUUAGACAUUUGGUUAUGAAGGCCAGCAGUGGCAUAAAACCAGGAAGAGGCUGGGAUGACAAACCAUGUAAAGGAAAAGUGAGAACAGACUCAGACCUCUAAGCCAGUCUUCCCAAAUCAUAUGAGGUUGAUGGAGCACCAAAGAUGUAGUCACUCCCAUGAAGUCAACAAGGAUCAUUGUGGAUGCUUUUCUAAGGACCUUCUUUACCUGUGGGAAGGAAAGCAGUUUCAGAAUUCAGCCCUGUCUCCCUCCAGGGGCCCAGCCACCUCACAGCUUUGCACCUAAAUGUAAAACUUUAUCUUCAUCCCUGUUCAAAGGCAUUUUAUUUCUUUUUGCCUGGCUCUCUAGACUGCUAUGGUCAGUUUGAAUUCUGAUGUUGUUUCCUGAUGCAUUAGUUACUUCCCAGUUUGAGCAUCUGCUCUAUACUUGCCAUGCGAGUUAUUCAUGAUAAUACUGAACAGCACUAGGCCUGAGAUGAAGCCUUCUGGCCUGCCACAUGUGUGUUUUCCCCUAAGUAUGAUGAUGGUUAGCACUCCUUGGGUUCAUUCUUGUCAACUGGUUGCCCAUUCAGUCAAUAGUAGAGGUAUCUAGCCACAUUUUUGAGCUUGUCCACAAAAAUAUUGUAAAACUUUCUUGAAAGCCAUGCUAAAAUCAAGCAUCCAAAGUACACCAGAUCUUCAGGUUACAAAACUUCCAGUUGUCUUGUUUAAGCUUCUUCCUACAAAGAUUUGUGAUACUAAAGCCAAGGGAGUAGCUUUAGGAGAAAAACUCUUGCCUAGGAGAAAACCUCAACACUGUCCCCCACUUGUUCCACAAGCUUACAUGCUGCACCUUGCCAUCUUAACUAGGCUUGUUACUUGAGCUUUUCACACUCACUGCAGCAACAACUAAGCACUCCAUUGAUUUCUCCCUCUCUUUUUCCCCUAAAAUUAUCCUGUAACUCUUCAGCACUGGCUCCUGCUAUUUACUCAGUAGUACCUCCGAUCUCCAUAGUCACAUGACCUUGGAGGUGUCUACGGACAGCGCUGACUCUUCGGUUUAGAAAUGGAGAUGAGCACCACUCGCCAGAGUUGGACACAACCUUUACCUUUAUCUUUUACCUCCCAGUUGGUCCAUGACUGCAGCUUGAAUCUUCUGUCUGUUACCUUAGCAUGCCCCUGGCAUAUCUUGUAGUAUCUUGUAGUAUCCAGUCUUCUAUUCUUCUUUUAAUGUUGCUAUUUCUAUACAGCAGAAGGAAGUGCCUUGAGUGGCACAGACAAAAUGAACCUCUCCUUGUCAUCUCCAGACAUGCUGCCCUUUGGAGGUGCACCAAUGCCAUCCCUCUGCCACAUUAUUCAGAAUUUUCUUUUCAAAGCAAUUUAGGGACAGUCUCAUGCUAAGUAUCUGGCUCAUUUUAAUAACCAAUUGAAAAUUCAUAUAUUUUCUUGGUGGUUUUUAAAAAGUAAUAUAGUUCUAUUAGAACUAAUAAUAAAGAAGUGAUCCUGGCUUGAUUGUAUUCAGACCUUGUUAUUCAGUAGUAUGCAAAUAAGCUUUAAAAGAAAUUGAACAAUUGGGGAAAGUGUCUUGUUUAUACAAACCACUUUAAAAUAAAUGACAUAUGCUUGGUGGUUGUAUUCUUUUCAUGACAUAUGAAACUUUAUUUAUAGCUUGCUCUAUCUCCCUGAUGGGACUCAGGGUGGCUCACAACAAAAUACACAAUGGCAAACAUUCAACUCCAACAAUAAUAUAUAAACAAAUCAACAGAUAAAUAAAAAACAACUUAAUAAACUAUAGAAUCAUAGAGUUGGAAGAGACCUCAUGGGCCAUCCAGUCCAACUCCCUGCCAAGCAGGAAAAUUGCAUUCAAAGCACCCCCAACAGAUGGCCAUCCAGCCUCUGUUUAAAAGCUUCCAAAGGAUCCUCCACCACUCCGGGGCAGAGGGUUCCACUGCUGAACAGCUCUCACAGUCAGGAAGUUCUUCCUAUGUUCAGAUGGAAUCUCCUUUCUUGUAGUUUGAAGUCAUUGUUCCGCAUCCUAGACUCCAGGGCAGCAGAAAACAAGCUUACUCCCUCCUCCCUAUUUAUACAUGGCUAUCAUUUCUCCUCUCAGCCUUUUCUUCUUCAAGCUAAACAUGUCCAGCUCUUUAAGCUGCUCCUCAUAGGACUUGUUCUCCAUACCCCUUUAUGUUAUAAACCAGCAUAAAUGAACAAGACAAAACAUAAAUGAACAACACAUGGAUGUUGAAUGCUAUAGAGGAGUUAGCAUCUGAAUUGGACACAAAAAAUGUGUAAAUGCCUCCUUCUGUUCCUUUCAGUCGAGUAAAGUGAAGCUCGCUGGUUUGGGAUAUGCUUCGUAAGUCACUAUUAAAGCCAGAUUUUCUCCAUCAUUCACAUUACUGUUGAAUCUGUAGAAACUGAUAAACUGGUAUAUCCUUUACCUAGUACUGUCAAGGUUAUAGUGCCAUUGGAUGUUCCAAAAGGGUUGCUUCCUUGGCACAUGAAUGCUCCAGAAUCAUUAACUCCCACUGAUAAUCAUCCACAUUCUUGCUUCUGCUUGUAAGAUUCACGUUGGUUUGAAAAAUCCAGUUCGCCCGCAGAGUGCUAUCUACAUCCCUGAUUGUGCACGUAACUUUAAAUUCUUCUUUAAAAAGCUGGUCGGCUUUGGAUAAGGUGAUGUUUGGAAGGGAUUUGCGAACUGGCCACACAAUAAGGGAGAUGGCUUCUGACUGUUUUUCCACUCUGUUGUGUUGUGCUACACCUUGGCAACAUCCCAAAAAUGAUAUUUGUAUAUUUUUAUGGUGAUUCCUUUCUGAGGGUCAGGUUUUAACAAAAUUCUCAGGUAGAGACUUGGCAUUUUUACAACUUUUCAGCAUGAAAUUUGAAAUCUCUGGAUCUGUCACUGGGCAUAAGAGCGUAACUGUCUUCAACUGAAAACAUGAUAGGUUUGUGAAAGAACAGAACCUUUGGAUCUUUAACAAAGAUAUAAAUAAAUAUAUAAAUGGAGUCAUUCAAGCCAUCUUUGUCCUUGAACAUAUAUGUCUGGUCCAACUGUACUUACGUAAAACUCCUGAGAUCUUGAAUGCUUGGACAUUGCAGAUCAGUCUGCAUUCUGGAUAUGCCAAGCCACAGGGCCAUCAACACUACAAAACAGCUUUAAUUCUUGCCCACUAUCCACAACUAAAGGGAAUCCUACUGGAGUGAUUGAAGGUCUUGUGCCAUCUGUUGCCGGGUAGCCCAGAAACACCACCAGCAAGACCACUUCUAUGGCUCAAGAGACUUUCAUGACGCCAACAGCAAGGGUCCCUCCUGACUGACCUCAAAAGCGAGGCAAGAAGUGCAUCUAAACUUCAAAUUUGUCUGCCAUUCCAUUAGGACCUCCCUGUUGAUCUUCAUUACUCCCUCUCUUUACCGCACAGAUACUUCAUUCAAGAGACUCAAUAUAAUUUGCCCUAAUUCAUAAAACGUUUUGCAGAUCACUUUAAUCAUUUUCUCUUAUCUCUUUAAACUUAUGCCAUCCUAUAUGCUCUUUUUGCAGGGAAAUUUCAAGUGACAGAAAUAUGGUCAAAAUCUGAGUAAAUACGAAUUGAAUAGGAUUGCUCUGGAAGUCAAUUUAAGAACAGAAUCCAUUUUGUGGUCCUCUGUGAAGACCAGCAUUAGAAAAAGUCUGGAGGCAUCUGACUUUCCUUUUAAAAAACUUGGCCGAGAGAUUCAACCUCUUUAUAUUUUCUAUCUUUGCAAACAUUUAUGUGGCCCAACACACAUCUUGAUGGCUAGAUAUUGCCAGAUAUAUAGCUAGAUAAUGUCGGGGUGGUUCUUUACCCCAUGGUGCCACCACCAGAGACCUGUUCUGUUGAGAAUUCAACAAAGGCACAGGGAAAAAUGCCAUAUUGUGUCAACAUGACAUGUGGGCAGCAACCUAUAUCAAAUUGUUAGUUUCAACUUAAGUAGACUCAUUGAAUUAAUAGGAACUUGGUAAAUUAACACACAAAUUCUAGUAUUUCAGUGGGUUUAAGGUGGAUGUUCGGGACCGUUAGAGGUGUUUCCAGCACUGGGUGUUGCCUCAUUACCAUCCUCGAUUGAGUGGUUUUUCCACUGAAACAAGAUGAGCACAGGCAGGCAGUUUACCAAAAAGUGGCAACAUAAUCUAUUGUGGCGAGAUCCUGUAGGAAGUGUAUUGCUUUGAAUAUGUUUCCAUCCAUAGUCCAGCCUAAAUCCAUUUGCUGGUUCAAAAUAGAGUGGACCCAUUGAAUCUUUGGGAAUCAAUAUGAGGCAGUUAAUUUGGCAUUAAAACUGGUGAUAGUCCCUAUUGCAUGACGCUGUGCCCAUCCCACUGCUGGGCUCAUCCUCCCCAUGAUUAACAUGUCACCCACUAUUGAUAGGCAAAACCCAUUAAAAGCUGACAAUCCCACAACUUUCCUGUUACCUACUUUGUGUGGAUCAUCCUCUCCCAUUACCCACCAUCUCCCAUGCUAGUCCUAAACUUUCUGUUUUGUACUUAUUUAAUAUUUCACUGCUUAUUUGCCCUUUUUUGUUUGUUAUAUAUGGCUGUAAUGUGAAAUUACUCUCUUAAAAAUAAAAAUAAUUGCUGCAGUGGAUGUGCAGCAAGGCAGAAUUAAGAGGGUAUGCGGAAGUAAGAUUGCAGGACAUUGGACUGAUGAAUCAGGCUAAUUGCAUAAAUGAAGAGAGGUGUGAUGUUGAAGGUGCUCUUCCUGGUAUGUUUCUAUCUAUGAAAGUGUGACUGCCUUGUAACAGUGGCACCAUGCAAUAAAGUCUUUACUGUUCUGACACUCCGCUUAGAGACUAACAACUGGAUGUAGGCCUUAGGUUGAAUUUUCACUGUGAAACAUGACCAUUUGCUGGUUUUUGGGGUGAGGGUGGGUGAACAUUUUCAGUUUGCUUUUUUGUAUAGCAGAAUGCUUUGAGGAAGAGUUGUGGUAAAGGCCUGUUUUGCAGCUUGUAUUCUUUUUUGGACUUUAAAAAGCAUAAGCCGUAUAGAGUUCAUAGUCCUACAAGCUGAAUAGCUAUCCAUCCAUUCAAAAAUAAAAGGGAAAAAGUCACUUGAAAAGAAUGACACCAUUGAGCCUUGUGGCAAUAUACUCUAGAUUUAGUGUGAAUCCAAUUUAGCUAUAUUAGCUUGGGUACAAAAUCAUGUUAGAAGAAGUUAUUCCAUAGCUUCCAUUCCCAUUUCUUCAGUAGCUCUUCCAUAUUCUGAUGAGUGUGAACCAAUGUGGUGUACUGGUUUGAACGUUGGGCUGUGAAUCAAGACCAUGGUUUGAAUCCCCGCCCAGCCAUGUUAACCUGUUGGGUGACCUUGGACAUUUCACACUCUCAGAGGAAGGCAAAAGCACCCUCCCCCAAAAAAACCCCAAACUUGCCAGGAAAAGCCCACAAUGAAGUUGCCUUGGGGUCUCCAUAAGUAUACAACAACCCUUGAGUACAAUGCUCUGUUUUAAAAUGGAGAAUGGCUACAAAGCUGUUCAGCCAAGCUGCAUCAACCUUCCUAGAAGGUAACUCCCAUUAUCCCACAGCCAUCAUAUAGAAGUUAUCCAGCAUGUUUUAAGGAUGCAGCAGUUACUGAGUGUUCAAGGUUCAUUUUGCCUUGGAGCCCAUCUUGAGGGGAAAGAUGGAGUAUAAACUCAAUAAAUUAAUGAAAUAUUGGGUCCCUAACACUUAUGCUGGAAGUGUGUGCUCUUUAAAAUAGCUCCCUUGUAAUUUGCCAAAUGAUCUGUGCCUUUGAAAACACAAUUUUUAAAAAAUCUUAAAACAUAUCUAGGUGCUUAUAUAACUGGAGCACUGGCUUUGCCUUGACUCCAGGACACUACAUUUUCCAAUGGGUGGCAAAAGAAAGUUGGACCUCAUGUUUAGAUAUCAAAAGGAUUUAAUGGUACUGCGCUGCCAGUAUAUAUGCCAUUAAUCUCAUGGAGACUUUUUUGCAAGUUUUCCAGGUAGAUUGCGCCCAUAGUCUUUUAUUCUUAACAUCAUAAGAAAAAGACUAAUGUGUGCAUGUUUCCCAAGUUUACAUAAUUAAAUUGGAAAAGAUGAACCUUAAACUGUUUCAGCUAAAUAGAAUUGCAUAUUUGUAGAAGUAUCUCCAAAACUGAUGUUUCCUUUUGAGUAGUUUUGGAAAAAGGGAUUGCAUCACGAUGAGGAGUAGCUUAAUUCUAAUUAAUUUGUGAUUACCAGAAUAGGAGACGGUGGCUACAUUUGUUGAUGACAUACUUAUUUAGAACAGCAUCAGAUUUGUUUGAAAUCUUUUGUCUUCCUGUUAAUAUAACCUGUUAAACCAGCUGGAUUUAGUUAACAUACUUUAGGUGAUCUACAGAGCAGAAGUGCACGAAUACUUAAGAACCAAUAGAUGGGCUAACAUGCUGCAUCUUGUACCCUGUUCUUUGUAGUUUCUGUGACUUACACAAUAUGAGAGUAACCAGCAUAGUACAUUAUUUGGAAUUUUCUGUUUGUUUUGGCGAGAGCCCCAUGAAGAGAAUGGGCAAGCCAGGUUUGUAACUGGUCUGUCCCAUUUCUCCUUCCUACCUCUUGGUAUAAACACUUGGUCAUCACUUGGAAUGAUAAUUAUGUGGGAUUAAAGUUAUAUUUCAUAAUUCACCAACGUUUGAAUAUCAGCAGCCCAGAAAACAUCUUGAGGUAGCAAAAUGAACUUUGUGUAGCUUAAUACUAUAUAUGUUUGUUCAGAAGUAAGUGCCACAGUGUUUAGUUGGAUCCCAACCUUGAGUGUGUACAUUUAGUCCCUGAACCCACCAGGGUUUUGAGUUUGCAAUUGCUUACAGAACCAUGUUGGUUCAUCCCCUUCAACUUCCGAUUAUAUACUAAUCCUACAAUUUACUUUUCAUGUUACAGUUGGAAUUGUUGUUACAAUUACUCAACUUUCUGAAUUAAGAAAAUGCCAAGCAGGCAACUGCGGGUGCUAUUAUAUAGGCAAUUUUGUUUUACAGAUUCCCUAUGACACUAAAUUGAGCUCAUCUUAGUUGUAUUCUUCUACUUGUUUCUGAUUUUUCUGUUUUUAUUCUUCUGUCUAUAUGAGAAUUUCACUAGAACAGCAGAUCUAUUUCACUGCACAUUUAGAGGUAACCAGAUCGGGAAAAGUUGCACAAAAAUGCCGAGAAGCCCAAGAAAGCAGGAUGGAGUGGGUAAAACAUUUAUCCAGGUUUGGGGGGAAUAGGACCAAUGGGGCCGGGGUGGUGGUGGGACGUGUUGGAACAUUGGUUUGGCUUGCGUGUAGAGCCAAGUUUAUAUAACAUUUGACUUAAAAGAUAAAUCUUAAGUGCAAUACAUGUACUUUGUAAUUCAAAACUGUGAAUGGUUAAGAAAGAGACACCUCAUUCCAACUAGAUCCUCCUCCCUUUCCUUUUUCCUUCCUGUCACUAAAACCUUGCAGUGACCAAUCUCUGUACCAUGUAAAUCCUGCCACCACGGCAACUGUGUUUUCAGGAGAUAUGCCAACCAAACACACUAUAACCUUACUUUUAGCCCCAAGGUAUUUUGUUUAUAAUGUGGAUUCCAAACAAGAUUUAGUCUCAUUUGAGGGUAUCUUUAUCUACUUCACACUCCCCAAAUAUCUCUUAUAGCAUAUUGUGACUGAUGGGGAACUAUUGUCAGAGAUACCCAGUUGGAGAGGAGGAAAGUGGGGCUGUUUCUCCUCCCACCUGGUAAUGGGCCGCCUUUGUAUCAGGAGGAUACAAGAAUAGAUUGUGAUAGAAGAAUGAUGUGCUAAUUCAAGGCUGAGCACUGCUUGCCCUACCACUGGACUGCAAUAGCCCUUCUAGCCUAAGUGGGAAGUUUUGUUUGUGUAACCAGCACCUCUUCUGGCUACUAGGGACCAGUGACGGACAAGAGGGUUGCUUCUCUAAGCUAACACAGGAACCAAUUUUUCUAGUUUUCUAUUGUGUUUGGAAAACGCAGCAACUUGCCCUUUGCUUCCAUUGCUCCAAUUUCUUGGAACAGGAUCUGUAACUUGAGUGUUUCAUUACAUGGACCGUCCUAUGUUCCCCUCUCAACCACAUUAUAUCUCUUUGAUUAGCAAGGAGUAAUUGCACUAGACAGUCAUUCUCUCCAUUGCUUUGUUGAAGAGAAUCAUUCCGAUGCUUUGUUUUAAUGUAGCCUUAAGAAUUACUACCUGCAAACUGUUUACGACUUCAGGGGUUUGUUGUAAUAGAACUAUACUGUUGCUAACAGUCAUCCCCUCUAUUCAUUCUUCUCUGCUAUACAAGAGCUGCAAUUAGCAAUUAUAUCAGGCGAAUAGAAUUAACAAGUAUACCAGGCAAAUAGAAUUAACAAGUAUACCAGGAGACUGUUGGAGCACUGCAGGGACGGUGCUACUAAUGCAAACUCACUGUUCGUUGUUUCCUCUUCCUUAGUGUUCUUUGAAAUCAUUAACAGUCUUUUGGGUAGAACUCGAUAAGCCUAAACGGGUUGAUCCUAUGGGAGUCAUUGAAAAAGACAGCCAACAAAAAGGUUUAUCAGGUUAUUCCAGAAAAAUGGUUGAAAAGGAGAAAAGUGUAGGAUUUGUUUAAUUAGUGGAGGUGUAUUAAACUAACAUUCCUUCAAGACAUAUUUACCAUCAUUUUCACAAGUCUAGAAUUUCAGUCGUUUUUCUUCCAAAACUGGUAACGACUUUUUAAAAAACAGAAGCUAAAUGUUUCAAAACCUGAACUGUAUUUCUAUUUCACAGGGAAGUUUGUUUUCAGCUUUCCAUUAGAUGGAUCACUGCAGCUUUUUUUUUCCCGCUUCGAAAUAUUUCCUUCUCCAUAACUGUUCACCAUAAAUGUUUAUUCAACUCAGUUUCAGUUGUUUCUAUCCCCUGGUAUCUCCUUUAGCCUGUAUUCUCUUCAUUUGUAUUUUGAAGCAUUUUCUCUCAUGUAAAUUUGUACAGUGGGAAAUAUUGUCCAGUUUGGUUUAGAAAGCAUGGAGACAUAAAGUUUGAUAGCUAAAAAUUGAGAUUGAAGAAUUAUUUGUGUAAAGUUAUUUAAAGAACUCUGUAUUAUAUAAAAGGUUUAAAAGUUCUAUGUAUUUGAUGUGAAUACUGCUAUAAUAAAGAUUGACUGCAUGGAGAACAGUC
Anolis sagrei ordinatus is the source of this 14141-nucleotide messenger RNA. RefSeq names its product B-Raf proto-oncogene, serine/threonine kinase (gene BRAF). The record is from RefSeq and is a predicted model, not a curated record. Gene Ontology annotation, molecular function: protein kinase activity; ATP binding. NCBI's taxonomy places the organism in Eukaryota, Metazoa, Chordata, Lepidosauria, Squamata, Anolidae. Gene Ontology annotation, cellular component: cytoplasm. Gene Ontology annotation, biological process: protein phosphorylation; Ras protein signal transduction.